GGAGCUCCAGGCCCAAGGCUGAUCACCCUGCCCAGUGUCCUGGCUCCCAGCACCCCCUGGUCUGGAAGGGGCGUCUGCCGAAAUGCACCCUGUGAGCUAGAGAAGCAGAGACAGCUACAGCACAAGAGGCAGGAGAAGCUGCUGCCAGGGAGAGCCAGGCCGAGCCUCUGGCCCUGCCAUCUGCAGGGGCCCCAGCAUGUCCACUGUCCGUGGAGAAGGGACCAAGACACUCGCUUCUGCCAGUGCCUGAAGCCCCAGGUACCUGUGCUUGUCAAAUCCAUUUAGUCCAGAGUCCAGAGGUGCAGAAAGCUGGGUCAAAAGCCCUGCUGCCCUCCAGGGAUGGACAGAAGGCCAGAGAUGUGGUCCCUUGUCCUGUUCUCCCUUUUGGCAGGGGCUCACGCUGAGCCCACUCUGCAUGGGGAGAUCCUGUCCCCUAACUACCCUCAGGCAUACCCCAAUGAGGUAGAGCAAUCCUGGGAUCUGGAAGUGCCUGAGGGGUAUGGGAUCCGGCUCUACUUCACACACCUGGACAUAGAGCUGUCAGAAGACUGCGCGUAUGACUCAGUGAGGAUAAUAUCAGGAGACUUUGAAGAAGGAAAGCUCUGUGGACAGAGGACCAGCAAGAAUCCCAACUCUCCAAUUGUGGAAGAGUUCCAAGUUCCAUCCAAUAAACUCCGGGUGACAUUUACGUCAGAUUUCUCCAACGAAGAGCGCUUCACUGGGUUUGCUGCAUACUAUGUGGCUGUAGACAUAGAUGAAUGCACAGACUUUGUAGAUGUCCCCUGUAGCCACUUCUGCAACAACUUCCUUGGUGGCUACUUCUGCUCCUGUCCUCCAGAAUACUUUCUCCAUGAUGAUAUGAAGACUUGUGGAGUCAAUUGCAGUGGGGAAGUAUUUACUGAACUGAUUGGGGAGAUCACAAGUCCCAAUUAUCCCAGUCCAUAUCCAGAGAACUCACGGUGUGAAUACCAGAUCCUGCUGGAGAAGGGAUUCCAAGUGGUGGUGACAAUGCGGAGAGAAGACUUUGAUGUGGAACCAGCCGACUCUGAGGGCAACUGCCCUGAUAGUUUAGUUUUUGUUGCAGGAGACCGGAAGUUUGGUCCUUACUGUGGUAAUGGCUUCCCUGGGCCACUGAAAAUUGAAACCAAGAGUAACACUCUUGAUGUCAUUUUCCAAACUGACCACGCAGGGGAACAAAAGGGCUGGAAACUUCGUUACUAUGGAGAUCCAAUUCCUUGUCCUAAAGAAACUGGUGCCCAUUCUGUUUGGGAGCCUGACAAGGCAAAAUAUGUGUUCAAAGAUGUAGUGAAGAUAACCUGCAUGGAAGGGUUUGAAGUUGUACAGGGAAAUGUUGGCUCAACAUCUUUCUAUUCUACUUGCCAAAACAAUGGACAGUGGAGUAAUUCCAAACUGAAAUGUCAGCCUGUGGACUGUAGCCUUCCAGAAUCCAUUCCACAUGGUAGUUUUGAAGAGCCAGCAAACACUUUGUUUGGGUCUGUGAUUCGCUACACCUGUGAAGAGCCCUACUACUCCAUGCAGACCGAAGGAGGCGGAGACUAUCGCUGCACUGGCAAUGGGAGCUGGGUUAAUGAGCUGCUGGGCACAGAGCUGCCUCUGUGUGUUCCAGUCUGUGGCGUCCCCAGUGAGCCUUUUGUAGGAACACAGAGGAUAUUUGGAGGCUCCCGCACAAAGAUCCAGAGUUUCCCUUGGCAAGUCUACUUUCCACCCCCAUCGAGAGCUGGUGGGGCACUCAUCGAUGAGUACUGGGUGCUGACUGCUGCCCACGUGGUGGAGAAUAACCCUUAUCCAGUGAUGUAUGCAGGCACCACCUCAGUGGUCACUUCCCACCUGGCAAACGCCCAGCUGCUCACUGCUGAGCAAGUGUUUAUUCACCCAGGCUGGGACAUGGAUUCCAAGGAUUCAAGGAAGAAUUUUGACAAUGACAUUGCACUGGUGCGACUGAAAGAGCCAGUGAAAAUGGGGCCCAUGGUGUCCCCUAUCUGUCUGCCAAGUAACUCUGUAGAAUUUGAACCCUUAGAGGGAGAACUGGGCCUGAUCUCAGGCUGGGGCCGAACAGAGAAAAGGCAGUCGGUCAAUCAGCUCAUGGGGGCAAAGUUGCCCAUAGUUCCUUUAAAGAAGUGCCAGGAGGUGGAAGGAGAUGGAGUGAAUAUAAAGACCUAUGUUUUCACUGAUAACAUGAUCUGUGCUGGAGAGAAGGGCACUGACAGCUGUGGUGGGGACAGUGGAGGGGCUUUUGCUGUACAGCAUCCCCAUGAAGAGAAUCCCAAAUUCUAUGUAGCUGGCCUGGUGUCCUGGGGUGCCAAAUGUGGAACUUAUGGGAUCUACACACGAGUGAAGAACUAUGUUGACUGGAUAGUGCAGACCAUGCAAGAAAACAGCACCCCCAAUGAAGACUAGUCCAUACACACCUCACCAUCCUUGCCAAGGGCUUAGGCCAAACUGUUGCUUUCUGCUUCUCACAAUAUCUCCACUGUUUCCCAGGAUAGGCAGGAAUGACUAUCUGAUUUAAAUGGGACCUGAUUGUUGGGAUAUGGACUAGAGGUAGUUUGUGAUCAUGCUAUUGUGUGGGUCAUUCAGUGUGGCAUGAGCUUGUGGGAUUUCUCCUCUGAAUCCCUGAGAUGGAGACCAGCUCGUGGGAGCUGCCAUCUUGCCCUGUCUCACUGGGAGUCCCCUUUCCUGAGGAAGGACUGCUGGUGUUAUAGCUCUGACUCUGCAAGUUGAUAUGGGGCUUGUCCUUCACUUUUUGUUUGCUUCUACCUGUUCAAAGUUCUGUGUACUUUGUCAUUCUCAGUGUCUACUACCUACUUAUAAUAAAGCAUGUCAAUAAACC
Messenger RNA from Erinaceus europaeus (western European hedgehog), 2851 nucleotides. RefSeq names its product complement C1s (gene C1S). Gene Ontology annotation, molecular function: calcium ion binding; serine-type endopeptidase activity. Gene Ontology annotation, cellular component: extracellular region. The transcript is spliced from 12 exons. The coding region runs from base 340 to 2418 and encodes 692 amino acids. Gene Ontology annotation, biological process: complement activation; proteolysis. NCBI's taxonomy places the organism in Eukaryota, Metazoa, Chordata, Mammalia, Eulipotyphla, Erinaceidae. The record is from RefSeq and is a predicted model, not a curated record.